Messenger RNA from Lolium rigidum, 1770 nucleotides. RefSeq names its product protein CHUP1, chloroplastic-like. Bases 195 to 1448 code for a protein of 417 amino acids. Gene Ontology annotation, biological process: chloroplast organization. The transcript has 5 exons. The record is from RefSeq and is a predicted model, not a curated record. Gene Ontology annotation, cellular component: chloroplast outer membrane. Lineage: Eukaryota; Viridiplantae; Streptophyta; Magnoliopsida; Poales; Poaceae.
UUCCACCAGUUCUUGCUUGCACAUAUGUGAGUUCCUCUUGCCUAGGUUCAAAGAACUGAACAGAACAUCACUUACAACUCCUUCAUGCUCCAUAUAUGGAGUUAUAUUAGUGAUGAGAGAGGAGAUACAUAUAGACUGUAGGAAAGAAAUCAGUGCCACCAUAUUGAAAGAUCACCUCCCUUGACGAGGAAGAGAUGAUGAGGGAGGGAGAUGCAUGCGUUGCGCUUCUGAGAAGCAAAUUCCAUGGCCUGAUCGAGAGGAACCACACUCUCGAAGAGGAGAACAAGCAAUUGAGACAUGAAGUCAGCCAUCUAAAAGGCCAAGUCUCCUCACUUGAAGGGCAGCAUACUGAUAGAAAGAUGAUGUGGAAGAGGCUGGAGAAUUUUGCCACCAGCAACAACUACAUGGAAAGGCAGUUUGUUCACAACAAUGAUGAUGCGAAGGAAGCUAUGGAUCUCAACAACUCGGCAUCUUACAGCAGGCAGAGACUCUUUAGGACACCAGUAGUGAAAUCAAGAGCACCAAGGGUUCCAAAUCCACCACCAAGUCCGACGUGCAUCCAACCGAUCAUGAAGGUAAAAAAGGAAGGAUCCAUGGCUCCUCCUCCUCCACCGCCACCUCCCCUACCUUCGAAAUUACUGAAGAGCACCAAGGCAGUGCAAAGGGUGCCAGAGGUAGUCGAGUGGUACCGGUUGUUAGUAAAAAGAGAAGGCAAAAAUGAUGGGAAGUCAGGAUCUACGGGAAUUCCAGUAGCCACUAACAGCCGAGACAUGAUCGGGGAGAUAGAGAACAGAUCGGCCUAUGUUAUAGCUAUCAAAUCAGAUGUAGAAAAUCAGGGUGACUUCAUUAACUUCCUGGCAAGGGAAGUUCAGAAUGCAGCAUACAAGGAUAUAGCCGAUGUUGAAGAGUUUGUGAAGUGGCUUGAUGGGGAAUUAUCAUACCUGGUAGACGAAAGGGCAGUGCUCAAGCACUUCCCUAACUGGCCAGAGAAGAAAGCAGAUGCCAUGAGAGAAGCAGCAUUCACUUAUCGAGAUCUGAAGAAUCUGGAAACAGAAGCAUCAUCAUUCCACGAUGACAGGAGAGUGGCUACACCCAUGGCUUUCAAGCGCAUGCAAGAUCUACAGGAUAAAAUUGAACAAGGCAUUCACAAUACGGAAAAAAUAAGGGAUAAUGCAAGUGCAAGAUACAAGGAUCUUAUGAUCCCAUGGGAUUGGAUGCUUGACUCCGGAAUCAUACGCCAACUAAAGGCCGCUUCAUUGAAGCUUGCAAAAGAAUACAUGAACCGCAUUAUGAAUGCACUGAAGUCAGAUCCAUUUGCAAAUGACGAGGAACUGAUUCUGCGGGGUGUCCGCUUUUCCUUCAGAAUACAUCAGGUUGCGGGUGGCUUUGAUGAAGGUUGCAGGAAAGCAUUUCAAGAACUGAAGACAUAUGCAAGCAAGUCAGAGUGAUCUGCAUAUGGGCUCAAAUAAGCAUCAUUGGUAUAGAAAGAACAUGACUAAGUUUUGCCGAGGUUGGCUCCAGAAGGACUCCACUAGUCUUCAGGAUGCUUUUGGGAACAAUUAUCUUAUUUGGUCUGCAUCCAAGUUGCUGAUCUCUUGGAUACAAGAUAAAGCCUGACGUUUCAAGUCCAUCUUCCCACAAGUCUUAAUUUAAGUACACCUGAUAGAAUCAUUCUAAAAUUUCAUUAGACGCCUAAAUUUUAGCUUAUCUGGUACUCUGUUUUCGCAUAUAUCAAAGAAAAUAAGAGUACCCUAUGAUUAUUAGGUGGUU